Molecule: messenger RNA, 2277 nt
Organism: Closterium sp. NIES-67
Lineage: Eukaryota; Viridiplantae; Streptophyta; Zygnematophyceae; Desmidiales; Closteriaceae
Source: the annotation of a GenBank genome assembly
GGAUGCAGGAUGGGUACAGUACUGCGCUCAGUAGCAACAAGCCGUCUCCCCAAAACGGAAGAAGCCUGGGUCUUCCCAGGUCACUCGCAGGUCAAUGGAAUCCCCUUCCCUUUCGCAUCUCCAACGAGAACACUGCUACAGUGUAGUUGCAGGGCCUGGGUGGACAAGCCCCGCACGCUGUGCGGCUUCGGCAAUGGCUAGGAGUCGAGGACAGAACGAGGCCUGGCGGGACAGGUUCCGCGGAGACCGACGGGAACGCGCAGAGACCCCCCCCUGCAUCGUCGCCGCGGCAAUGCGAGAGACGGGGGGUUGCGUGCGAGAUGAGACGACCCAUCUUUAGCCGUUGUCAUACGUCCGUACGGGAAUCGACGGGCGAGACUCGUGCUGUCAUCCGCUGCCAUCCGCUGCUGUCCGCCUAAACCCGAAAUCUGGAUGAGUCAUCCCCUGUCAUAACACUUCGGACACGCUCUUACAUCAUCUCAUCCGCGUUUUGACAAUUCCAUUGUGCACCCGAUGCUCUUUGCUCCUGAUUUAGCGGCGCUCUCUUCUUCCCCCUUUCCCUCCUCCUGUGCCUAUCUUCGUGAGUAGCGCUCGGAAUCAUCCAUAUCAACUAGGGUUGCGUCUUGGCCGUGCGCGGCAUUGCCGAUCGUGCCGAGCGGUCGCAUUGCGGCGACGAUGACAGCUGCGGUCGCAAGCAGUCGCCUUCGCGGCGGCGCCGGUCCCUGCGGUCGUCGCGAUGAUGACGUGGCGGUGCUCGCCGCGAUGCUGCUCGUGCUCACAUGCGGCGCCAGUACUGCCGCCGCCGUCAAGCUUCCGCCCAAGACGCCGCCGGGCCCGUGCGCUCUCAGCCCGUGCGGCGCGGCCAGUAAGUGUGUGGAGGUAACCAACAGCAGCAGCACGAGCAGCAACAGCAGCAAGAGCAACAGCAGCAGCACGUACACGUGUGUGUGCGCCAGCGGAACCACGCCCGCCAACAACACCAAGGGCCUGCCGUACUGCCGAGACCCAUGCACGGACGGCUCGCCGGGAGGCCCCUGUGGGGUUGGCGCCAAGUGCGCAGUGAACGGCACGCGCAACACGUGCAACUGCUCUGCCGGCAAUGUUGUCUAUGAUGGGUUCAGCAACGGCUCCCAGACUUGCAUUCCCGAUCCCUGCAAGGCCGCCCCUCCCCCAUGCGGGCCGAAUGGCCAGUGCACGGUGCUGGCGAGGGGCAACACGUGCACCUGCAAAUCCCCUCAGGUUCUUUUCGAGGACGAAAAAGGGUUCCAGUCAUGCAUUGCUGAUCCCUGCAAAGCCGGCGGUCCCUUUGGCCCCUGUGGGAUGAACGGCACGUGCACUGUGGUGGGCCGGGGCAACACGUGCACCUGCAACUCCACUCAGCUCGUUUACGAGAAAGUGAAAGGCUUUCAGACAUGCGUGACUGACCCCUGUCUCUCCGCCCCCUGCGGCCCCAACGCUAAGAGCUGUUCGCCUGUGGUGCCGGCUUCUUGGAAGUGCACAUGUGCUGCCGGCGCAACGCUGGUGGGCGCCCAGGAGAACCUGCAGUACUGCAAGCUGAUUGGCACCUGCAAUGACGGCACGCGCUAUGGUCCCUGUGGCACUCUCACGCGGCCGGAGGGAGUGUGCACGGAGACAAGCGAUGGCAACUCGUGUGCCUGUGCUGCGGUGGACAUUCCCUUCGACGUCCUCAAGAACGGCUCGCAGACAUGCGUCAGCAACCCCUGCUCCACCAACCCGUGUGGCCAGGGCGGCAAGUGCACGCCUGGCUCUGAUACCACGUGGGCGUGCGAGUGUGGCGCGGGCACUGUGCUGGUGGAGGAGGCGGAGGGGAUGCAGCACUGCACGGAUGGGCCCUGCCCGCCCCAGGCAUGUGGUGCGGGGGGCACGUGCAUGCCUCUCAGCAACAGCACUCGCAGCUGCACCUGUGCUGCGGGCUUGACUCUCAGCGAGACCAUCCCCGGCAUGCCCACCUGCUCCUCAGUGGUACCUGGCAACAAUACGAGCACCAAGGGCGCAUUCAUCAAUUCUGCUGUCGGUCAUUGGUCCCUUCAGUCUGUCUUCCUUCACCUCUCCAUCUCAAUGCCUUUCCUCCUGCCCUAUAUCUUCCUGUAGGACUUAGGAGCUCCUGUGCACGUGCAUGUGAACCUGUGUGUGUGUCUCUUUGUGAUAGAGAUUUCUUUAUGGUAGUACCGUAAUCCCCCGUAUAAAACACCCUAUGGUGUUAAUAAAAAUGCAACGAAAUUUUGGGUUGGGUGUAAUUAAAGGCAAAAAAAAUAC